Messenger RNA from Moneuplotes crassus, 1047 nucleotides. The record is from the annotation of a GenBank genome assembly. Lineage: Eukaryota; Ciliophora; Spirotrichea; Euplotida; Euplotidae.
UAUUAAUGUCUGAUCAAAACUUUGAAGAGCCAAGCUUUGCAAUGAAUGUAGAGAGUAUGUCAUCUGAUCCUGUCGGUCAAGCAUCUUUUGAAGUUCCUCCUGCUCCCCUUUCUAAACAAGGGAGUAAUAAAAAUUACAGUGAAAAACAGCUAGAAAGAAUGAACUCUCAAUACUCGACCAUUGAUUGAAUAAAGCGUAAAUAAGAGAUUAAAUAGGCCAAAGCACAACAAAGAAAUUAAAAUAGUAGAAGUUCAUAAUCCUAUUCCUUCAGGCCAGAGGAACUCUGCUUCCUCAUUUCCUUUGAGCACUAGGAAGAAGAGCUCCUUCGAGAAGAUUCCUCAAGCAGCGUCAGCUUCGGAUAAUGAUCUUCCUACCUUCGGAGGAGUACGGAGUGCAGAGAUUCCUAGAGAAGAAAGUAAAAUUGAUAAGAACUAUGAAAUGAGUUAUAAAGCCCAAGAAGAAGACUUGACAGUUGAGAAAGAGUUUAUGAACAAAGUUGGCAGAUUGGAAGAAAGAAAACCACAGAAAAAUCCUGAGAAAGAGAGAUUAUCUCAAGAAAAGACUGAGUUAGUUAUUAAGAACCAGGUGCUUAGGGAAGAGGUAUCUGAUUGGAAGAGGAAAUAUGAGGAACUUCAGAUGAAAUUUGAAAAUUUGUUGGCAGAGAAUGAGGGUAAUUCUCAGAAAUGAAAAGUCCAGGAAAGUACUAUUACAGAACAAUCUAAUUAAAAUUAAACAUCUACAAAAUGAAAUCGAGUCAUUCAAAAACCUCAGAGAACAAAAUUCAACAUCAAACCCACUAAACCACUCAGAAAUCACUUCCAAAUCCAUUCAAACCUCAAAUCCGCACCUAAUCUCAAAAUCUACUCAAAAUUCUCCAAAAUCCUCUUCAUCCAACUCUUCAUCCCCAUAUUCCUCCUUCAUCCGCCCGUUCUACUCAUGAAUAUCAUCAACAGAUCCGCAGAUUCAGAACUAUAUCCCAAAAGACACUCAACACGAUGAAAAAUAACCCUCAAAAAUGCAAUUUUUCUAUAUUUGCCCUCUCUAUCA